AUGGCACUUCCCGCUGCGCGCUCGCUUCCAACACCAGAGGACUCGCCAACACCAACAGUGCCCGGCAUUGUUACAUUUGUCAUUGGCAAGGCAGGAGAGCACAUCGCGGCGCGACAGCUUCUCGAGCUCAUCCGCAACGGAUAUUCCGCGGCUUCGUUCCGCUUGGUUGCUGCACCUGGGCUGGCUUCAGAUCAGCUAUGGGCAGCGAUUGUCUUGGACGCUGAAAACUCGCUUCCCAGUGUGCGUUUUGAGCGCUUCCAAGAGGGCUGCACGCCUGAUUUUGGCGCAGUGUGCCAUCGCCAAGACACAACGGAUGGUUACACGGUCCUCGCCGAGCCCUUGCCUGCCGGUCAAAUUGCCCUUUCUCGCGUCAAACUUGCCACAGACAAAGCGGAACGUCACAUUGGUUUUGUACGUGACUCGACGGCGGUGGAAGUUCCUUUGCCGUUCGAAGAGUGGGUCAAACGGGUUGCUAGCAUCAGCCCUCAACAAGUGCUGCAAAUGACGACCUGUGACCCCCGCCGUGAAGCCCAAGACGUUAUCGUCUCCCCGGUGGAGUUGAAGCAAGGCCCGGUACGUUCAUCCAACGACAAAGGCGGAAACUUGGCUCCAGAGCUUCCUUGGCAAGUGCCCGAAACGGAGUUUGUCGAGUUUAAGCACCUCCGUUCGCCUCGCGUCAAAUACGACGCCCUGUGGGAGCUUGUUGCCCGCACGCUUGAUCCGCUGAUCAACUCGUCGACUCGAACGGUCAGAGAGAGAACGCUUUGGAUUGGAAUCGAUGAAAGCUCGACCGCACCCCCCGUGGCGUUGGGCCUUCGAGUGCAGGAAUGUCGGGUGAACUCGUCCGCGAGAUCGCCCAGACCAGACCCCGGCCUUCACAAUCACGACAGCAGUGACCACAGUGACAGCAUUGGCAAAAGUGACAGCGUUGACAUCAGUGACAGCAUUGACAUCAAUGACAGCAUUGACAACAGCGACAGCGUCGGCAGCAAGGCCGACAGCGACCCAUCGACUCACAACCAACGCGACAUAUUCACCACUCCACAAAGCUCGCCAGAUUUAGGCGUCGAAGCGCGGUUGGACAAGGAUUUGCAAGACUUUUUUGGCCUUCUCUUCCCUGCAUGCCAGGCAACUGUUGCCGUGACUUGGUACAAGCUGCUCCCCAGCUCCGGAGUGCUCCGACAUGUCGUAACGAUUGGCGACAAUGUCGCUCGAGACGACUGGAACAGCCUGCGUCGCCAGCUCCAUGGGCACAUGUUUGAGCUGGAGGAUGCCCCUCCCAUGAUGAUUGCUGUUGGUGUUUCGGAUGCGGCAUUGCCUCUGUUGCUUGCUUGGAUUGUCGAGCAGAAAGAGAAGGCCAAACGCAAGUUCAAACAGUCAAAUCAACAACAAGAGCAGCAGCAGCAGCGGCAGCAGCAGCGGCAGCGUUCCACCUCAACACAAGUUCGUGCGUUCGAGGCCGAGAGAGACACCGUGCAUGCUCGUCAAGUUAUUGGCAUCCGUGUGGUGUUGCCCGAAAAUGUGGCGCCAAUCUAUGUCCACGAGGGUCGCAUCCGGGCGUUUGUCUACUCUGAUCGACCUUCAACACCAUUUGAUGUGUGGCUGCGCGUUCACCCGACUGACGUGAGCGCGUUGGAGCUACUAUGCAACGGUCUGGUUCACAAGGUCCUGGUGGGCGUCCCUCCGAGGGAUUCCUGGCUGGCUGACGUCUUCUUUGACUCUACCCUUCCUCAAGUCGGCGCCAACUCUGUGCUCCAACUGGAUGCGGCGCGUCAGCAGCGCCCGGGAGCCCCUGUGCUUCUUGUCGUUGUCAUUGAUUCCGCCACUUCUCACAAUGAGCUCCAGCAGUUGGUGGCACGAUUGGGCGAGCAGGAUCGCAUCAUUGCUGUUCCUGUCGGCAGCCUGCCGCACAAUCGGGCACCUCUCUCUGGUUUGGCGCGCGACCGAACUUGGUGCCUGCAUCCCUACCUGGCGCUCGAUUUUCCACACGUCAAGGAGAGUGCCAAGCAGGUUCGCGGCACGGAACGUGCCAUUCAUCGCAACAACCUGCCUGUUCGGUCCAUUCCACCCCCGGUUCACUCGACUCUAGAAACUGAAACCGUUCGGCAAUGGCUUCGAGGCUGUCUGCACCACGUUCCGGGCAACAAUCAACUUUUGUGGGAUAUGAUCCACCUCCAGGUGGCGGUGCAGCGCAGGCAAGUCGGGACCAUUGUGGACCAUGUAAGUGGUAUGUUCCAGCGCUCCGUCCGUCGGCCGUCUGCGUCCGGUGUAGACGCCUUGCAAGUGCUCGUGCUCUACCGACGCUUUCGCGGCUCUGGCGCAUCGACGAUGUUGCGACUUGCUGCACGCGAGCUGGAACGCCAGAACUACCGUGUGGUUAUUCCAAGUGACAAUGUCCGCGGCAUCACUCCGGAAGUCUGCGACACUCUGCGAGCAGACGGGCAGUUUGUCCUCGUCGUGGACGACGCUCCAAGUGACUGGCUAUCGACACUCGUUCAGCGGACACGCGGUCGGGCUCCUCUUGGCGUGAUCGUUGCUGUUUGCGAUGCCCUGCCAGACUGGGCGGAUACAAUGCUAACAGUGGAUCCGUUUCUGACACCGGCUGAAGUCGGCGGCUUUGUGACGCUUUAUUCCAAACACUUCCCCGAAAGUCGCGAAGCGCUGCUUGAACUCCGAAAGGCCGCCAACUCAAGGCAGUCCGUUCAAACAUCUCGCUUUACUUUUCACCUUUUUACUGUGGCCGUCACGGCAGCUCGCUGCAAGUUUCAACCACUCGAAGACUUUGUCGACACCCAGUUGGCGUCCGCGACGCGUUCGAGCAAGACUCUGCUCACCUCGUUGGCCAUCUUGGCUCUGUUUGCUCGUGACUCGUUGAAUUUGCCCACAACUCGCGAAGUCGGCCUCGACGCUGCCGCGCAAGAACUCGUUGGGCAACAGCAAGGGUCAAUGUUCAUUUGGCACCCGCUGAUUGCGCUGCACAUCCUCAAACCGCAACUGUCGACGUGGUCGACCGCGCCUAUUGCCGGACUGGCUUUGAUGAUUGUGCACAUUGCCCAGCACCUGGGUGAUGCUCUUGAUCAGCUAUUGUUUCAUCGCCAACGCGAACUCGGCGAAACUUUCACACCUCCGGUUCGGUUUGCCCUGCAGUUUCUGCCACAAACCGCCGACCGUCAAACCACCGUGCAGGCUCUGAAUGCGCUGGUGGAAGACGUUUGCAGGUUUGGCGACCUCUCGUCUGAACGCUGCUUCUUGCUUGUGAUCGUUUCCCGUAUCUGCCGCAUUCAUCUGCGUUGGGCAAACGAAGCGCUUGCCUUUGCCGAUGCUGCCCUGGCCGAGUUCAAGCGAAGAGCGUCUGCCACAGGAAGCGGCAAACCACGGACAGACCAUGCGCUUCAGCACAACCGCGGCAUGUGCUUGCUCGCCACCGAUCUUGUUUCAGCAUUUGGUCUGUUUCGCAACCUUGCGAACAAGGACCCGGAGAGGCAGCAUUUCGACAGCUUCCGCUGCUGCGCUACGUAUCGCGACCGCCUCGAGAUUCUCCAGACUCCAAAGUCUCGCGAGUUGCUUGCAUUUUGGGAUGCGUAUUUUGGGCGUGCGGAUGUAGGGUGUGGUCCCGAGCGUCGACAAGCCCCUGUCCGUGAUGUGCAGCCGUGGCAACAGCGUGGCAUUCACUUCACUGACAAGGAGCUGCAGUUCAUGUUCAAUUGCGACUAUUGCUGCGUAUUCUUGUCAGCGGGUCGACUCGCUGAUGAUGUAGGUAGUUGA
This is a messenger RNA of Capsaspora owczarzaki ATCC 30864, 3765 nucleotides long. RefSeq lists its product as hypothetical. NCBI's taxonomy places the organism in Eukaryota, Filasterea, Ministeriida, Capsasporidae. The transcript has 2 exons. The coding region runs from base 1 to 3765 and encodes 1254 amino acids. The record is from RefSeq and is a predicted model, not a curated record.